CGGAUACAUCAUAUCCAAGAAUAUGGCUUCCAAAUCAAUAUUGGUCUUCUUCAUGAUCAUCACCAUCUUCAUACUUGGGAUUAAAGGGCAAAGCUCGAAAAGCUCACAAGGAUGGAUAAGAGCUGGUUACUGGGAGUCUCUAGGUCCCCUCCCUGUCCACGAGAUAAACUCCCCUCUCUUCACUCAUCUCUUCUACGGUUUCGCUUUCGUAAACCCAACCACCUUCCAACUCUUCUUCAACUCGUCAAACAAACAAUCCUUCAUCGACUUCACCGCCACCGUAAAGCGCAGAAACCCAUCCAUCAUCACCAUUCUCUCCGUCUGGUUUGCAAGAAACGAAGCGAAAGACUUUUGGUCAAUGGUCAAAGACACAUCACAUAGAAAAUCCUUCAUAGAGUCUUCUCUGAAAACCGCCCGGCUUUACGGCUUCCAUGGCCUCGACCUCUUCGGGGUCAUGCCGCCGCCGGAAAACGGCAGCAGCGCCGCCGACAUGGCGUCUUUCUUGGACGAGUGGCGAGCCGAGGUAGUCUCCGAGGGGGCCGGGAAAGAGCAGCUGUUGCUGACCAUGCUGGCUCACCACAAGCCGGCGGUCAAUGAGUCAUCCGGGAGUUACCCCGUUGACUCUAUGAAGAGAAGCUUGGAUUGGAUAAGCAUCCAAGCGUUUGACUAUUACGUGCCGACAGUUGACCGGUUGACCGGCUUCCAUGCAGCUUUAUAUUCCCCUGAUCAUAAGGGCAGUCGUCCUAAUUCAUCAUCAAGAAUGGCUAACACCGAUGAUGGUUUGAGGGCAUGGCUUUCGGUAGGGUAUAGUCCUGGGAAAAUGGUUUUGGGGUUGCCCUACCAUGGGUAUAUUUGGACCCUUGACUCGAAUGACAGUGACAUUGGUUCACCAGCUUGGGGGUUGUCUUCCACGGCUGAUAGUGACAUGGGCUAUAAAUCCAUCGUCUCCUUCAUUCAGAAUUACGGGUAUGGGGCUAAACCGGUGUAUAAUUCGAGUUAUGUGGCCAACUCUUUCACACUGGGGGACACGUGGAUCAACUAUGAUGACGUGGAUGCCGUUCAAACUAAGGUUUCCUAUGCCAAGUCUAAGGGUCUCCUUGGUUACAACGCGUUUCAAAUCGCCAACGAUUAUAAUUGGGCCCUUUCUCAAGCCGCCGCUGAUAUGAGCGACACCAAGCGGCAGAGGAAGAAGAAAGGGAAGUUAUGGGUCAUUGCUCCGGUUAUACUUGCUGCACUUAUUCUCAUAUGGACUAUCUUUUGUUACGUCCAAAGGGAAAUAUUUAUAUCAAAAGGGCAUUUGGGAAAAGUAAGAUCUUGGAUAACAAGAACAAAAAUCUCACACGUAGGGGGAUUGAAUUCUUCUUCUUCUCCUAAUCUGCAAGUUUUCAGGUUUAGUAGCAUCAAAGCUGCCACAAAAAACUUUGCAAGUGAGAACAUGAUUGGCCACGGUGGAUAUGGACCUGUCUACAAGACAGGGUAAGUUACGAAAGGGGGAGGAAAUAGCAGUGAAGAGACUCUCAAAGAGCUCAAGCCAAGGGAUUGAAGAGUUCGAGAAUGAGGUCACUCUUACUGCUAGCCUUCAACAUGUGAAUCUACUUCGAGUCAUUGGAAUUUGCACCGAGAGGGAGGAAAAAAUGCUCAUUUAUGAGUUCAUGCCUAACAAAAGUCUUGAUUUCUACCUCUACACUGAUCAAGCAAAGGAGGAUUUGUUAGAUUGGAGAAAACGUGUUUCAAUAAUUGAAGGUCUCGUUCAAGGGCUUCUAUAUCUCCACGAGUACUCAAAUUUCACUAUAAUUCAUCGAGAUAUUAAGGCAAGCAACAUUUUACUAGAUGAGGACAUGAACCCAAAAAUUUCAGAUUUUGGAAUGGCCAAAUCUUUCAAAAAGGAUGGUCUUGAAGCCUACACCGCCAGAAUUGUUGGAACUUAUGGCUAUGUUCCUCCUGAAUAUGUGAAGAAAGGAACAUACUCUUUGAAGUACGACGUUUAUAGUUUUGGAGUUGUGCUUCUCCAAAUUAUAAGUGGGAAGAGAACUUCUGGGUUUUAUGGGUGCAAUGAAUUAAAUCUUCUUGAAUAUGCAUACGAACUGUGGAAGCAAGGGGAAGCGACAGAAUUUUUCGAUGCAUCGUUGGAUGAUUCUUGUACGGAAUGUAAGAUGUUCAGAUGUAUGCAAGUGGGACUGUUGUGUGUGCAGGAAGAUGCAGGAGAUAGGCCAUCAAUGGUGGAAGUUUUUGCACUUCUAAAGAAUGAGAAUGGUGUUGCAAUAUCUACUAUACCCAAGAAGCCCGCCUUUUCAGUAACUUCAAGGGAUGAAAGAAGCCUAGAUGAUGAUAAUGGCAGUAAUGAGAAAAUAUUUUCAGUCAAUCUUACUACCAUAACCCAACUGGUACCUCGCUAAAUUAGGGACACUUCAAUAGUUCAAUUCAUGUAUUGAUUCGGAUAUAGAGUUUUUAAAGAGCAUUGGAAUUGUAUAGUUUUGUAACAAAUCUGACUAUUGGAGGUAAAAGCUAUACUUUUACUGCUUUGGCAAGCUUUUUCUUUCUUUGAAAGUGAAAAUUUGAGUGACUUUAUCCAUAUUGUGGGGUAAAUAAAUUAUUUUCAUAUUGA
This is a messenger RNA of Cuscuta europaea, 2605 nucleotides long. NCBI's taxonomy places the organism in Eukaryota, Viridiplantae, Streptophyta, Magnoliopsida, Solanales, Convolvulaceae. The record is from the annotation of a GenBank genome assembly.